Molecule: messenger RNA, 2004 nt
Organism: Pocillopora verrucosa
Lineage: Eukaryota; Metazoa; Cnidaria; Anthozoa; Scleractinia; Pocilloporidae
Product: sperm-associated antigen 6
Biological process (GO): cilium movement
Cellular component (GO): microtubule cytoskeleton
Molecular function (GO): microtubule binding
Source: RefSeq, a predicted model, not a curated record
GGAAAACAGCUUUUCGAUUGCGGUACGUCUAAACGCGAGACUUAGCAGUGCUUGGUUUGGACAGCAACAUCCCUUUAAAGAGAGAAAAUGAGUUCAAGAAAGGUUACAGCAGUGUUUGAGAACUAUCAAAAACAAAGGACAACUUUCGUUGAGAGAGUCGCCGAACUCGCCAAUCAGGCGGAGAACAUCGAAACUCUGCAGAAUGUUGGUGCGAUGGCUCUGUUAAGACCACUUCUCCUAGAUGUUGCCCCCAACAUUCAACAGACAGCAGCAUUAGCCCUUGGUAGACUGGCAAAUUACAAUGAAGACCUUGCUGAGGCUGUUGUGAAAGGAGACAUUCUACCACAGUUGGUGUAUUCUCUGGCAGAGCAAAAUCGAUUUUACAAGAAAGCUGCUGCAUUUGUGCUGAGGGCUGUAGCGAAGCAUUCUCCUCAGCUGGCACAGGCUGUGGUAGACUGUGGUGCUCUGGAGGCUCUUGUCAUCUGCUUGGAGGAGUUUGACCCAGGGGUCAAAGAAGCAGCAGCGUGGGCCCUUGGAUAUAUUGCAAGACACAAUGCAGAGCUCUCCCAGGCAGUUGUUGAUGCAGGAGCUGUCCCUCUGCUAGUCCUCUGCAUUCAAGAACCUGAAAUGCCUCUCAAGAGAAUCGCUGCAUCAGCAUUGAGUGACAUUUGUAAACAUUCGCCCGAGUUGGCCCAAACAGUGGUAGAUGCAGGAGCUAUUGCUCACCUUGCGCAGAUGAUUCUUAAUCCUGAUUCAAAACUUAAGCGUCACAUAUUCUCUGCAUUAAGCCAAAUUGCCAAACACUCUGUUGACCUGGCUGAGAUGGUUGUUGAGGCUGAGAUAUUUCCAGCUGUUUUAGCCUGCCUUAAAGAUGAAGAUGAGUAUGUGAAAAAGAAUGUGGCAACAUUAAUAAGAGAAAUUGCUAAGCACACUCCAGAGCUUGCCCAGUUGAUAACAAAUGCUGGAGGAGUUGGCGCUGUGGUUGAUUUCAUUAAAGAAUCAAGAGGAAAUGUGCGACUACCUGGAAUCAUGAUGUUAGGAUAUGUUGCUGCCCACUCAGAAACACUUGCAAUGUCUGUUAUUGUUUCAAAGGGAGUGACUGUGUUAGCUGGCAUUCUCUCUAGAAGUGAGCAUAAUCACAUCAUGCAGCAGCGAUCCACCGAACUAGGAAGGAAUGAAGAAGAUCACAUACAGGCUGCUACAGCAUGGGCUCUGGGUCAGAUUGGAAGACAUACACCAGAACACGCUAAGGCAGUGGCAGUCACUAAUGUCUUGAAGUCCCUGUUGGAUUGUUACCAGGACUCUUCUAGCUCAGAGGACCUGCAAGCUAAGUCCAAGAAAGCACUGACCAACAUCCUACAGAAGUGUGUCCAUCUGCCAGCGCUAGAACCUCUGCUGAAAGACGCACCGCCAAACAUCUUGAAGCACGUCGUAAGUCAGUUUGCUAAAGUUCUCCCGCACGAUGUGGCGGCGCGUCGGCUGUUUGUGACGAGUGGAAGUUUGAGAAAAAUCCAAGAGAUCAAUGCAGAGGGGAACACAGCUCUCAGUGAACACAUCAAUACCAUCAACAACUGUUAUCCUGAGGAAAUCGUCAAAUUCUACUCUCCUGGUUACCCCGACAAACUGCUUGAAAGAAUUGGUCAAUGUCAAUCUUAAUAAGAAUUUUUUUUUUGAACAUGGUGUCAUCACCUUGGAUCCAAGAGUACAAGAUGUUUUCUUUUCUAAUUUGUUCCCUUAGACCAGAGAAUCUUAUGCUGAUAUUUCCAAUUUUCUACAAGGUCGUUGGACUUUGAUUUCGAAAAAGAGGCUAUUUUUAGUGAAGAAAACUUGAACCGAUGUUUCAGGGACUCAAGCCAGUUAAGUAUUAAAUAAAAGUAGAAUGACCUCCAGCAUGUUCUUACCCUUUCGAGUAACACACUUGAAGCAUGUAAAUAUCUAAAAAAAAUUAGGUUUCCAUUUCUUAUAACGUAAUGGACAGUAAAGUUUUAUUAUAUGUUGUGUGAA